Saprolegnia diclina VS20 is the source of this 2784-nucleotide messenger RNA. RefSeq lists its product as hypothetical. The record is from RefSeq and is a predicted model, not a curated record. The transcript is spliced from 29 exons. The coding region runs from base 1 to 2784 and encodes 927 amino acids. NCBI's taxonomy places the organism in Eukaryota, Oomycota, Saprolegniomycetes, Saprolegniales, Saprolegniaceae. Gene Ontology annotation, molecular function: calcium ion binding.
AUGAAGAGUACCAAGAGCAGUCGGCUGCGGUCGUCCGAGCUCCAGCGCCUCAAGCAACAAGUGCGCGAACGCACCCACCACUGCGAGGCCCAGAUUCGCGCACUCUGCGGGCAGCUCGACCCGCCACUUUCGACGGCGUCCUCCAGCCGUGGCAGCAGUCGGCGUAGCAGCCCGAGUAGCUCUACUGCACGCUCCGACGACCGCUCCGACACGGAGCCCGAGCCCAUUCCAGACGAUCCGCUGACGAUGAAGCAAGCGCUGGACGUAGACGACUGGUUCUACCGCAUUGCGGACGUGUACACCUACUCCAAACAACAGCUGUUGGAGCGGUUUUAUCGCGGCAAGUGCAAGAAACAAGUGCAAUUCUUGCCACUCGACCACGUCUGCCACGUGCUCAACGAUCUCGAGCCGAGUGCGCGGGACCCUUUGACACCCGCCAUGCAGCGCUUUCUACGCGGUUUUGCCUCCAAACACAAGGGCGAGUAUGUGGUCGAUAUGGCGGCGGCGUUGGACAGCUUGGUGCUAUGGCCCACGGCCAAGCACCGUGUUCACAAAGCGCAGCAACUGCCCGUGACGCCACCACCAAGCGCGCCACCUCGGAAACCAUCGCUGCCGCUCACAGUCGAGGAACCUCUGCUCGCCGACAUUGCUAGGGCACUCGGCGCGGACGGCGUGCAGCAUGCGAGGGAGCUGCUCGUACGCCAAGCCAAGGAACCCUACCAGCACGUCGAUCAUGUGCUGUCAACUCUCCAGUCGCUCGUUCGUUUUCGCAUACUGCCCGAUGCCUUUUACGACCUCUGCGUCGGCUUUCCCAUGUCGGACGCCACACAUGUCGACAUUCGAGCUCUUGUGGACGCGAUGCGCGACCACCUGCGCUUUCAAGUGCGUCCGACGGUCACCACGUCACACGAACUCGGGUCCAAGCCCCAUACAACGCCGUUGGAGCAACUUCGCGAGGCUUUUCGCACGCACCGUAUUUCCCACCGGAGCCUUCUCCAGCAAUGCAGUCUCUUUGACUUUGAAGACGAUGGGUGCAUUGCCCUUGCGGCGUGUCUCUCGAUCUUGCAGUCGUUUCCAUGUCACACGCUCUCGAUGACAGAGCUCACGGCACUUUUGCAGCCCUACACCGAGAAUCAAUGCGUCCAGUACAACGCAAUGGCCGAUGCGCUCUGUGCGCCGCCUGCCAAGGUGUUUACACCACGAUCGGCCAGUGCCAAGAUGAGUCUGAAAACACCCAACCCUUGGGCGGCUCUCCAAGCCAAGCUCUACCACGACACGACGACUGAGGCGCGCGUCUAUGACAAACUACACGCGAUUUUUCAAAAGCUCAGCGUCGACCAUACGCACAUCUCAGAGCACGACCUCCAUCGCGUCCUUGGCAAUCACUGGUCCGCCGCCGAGAUUGCGUGGGUCAUCCAGACCUUGUACCAGCGCGGCGCUGAAGAUGAGAUUGACAUGCAUGCGUUCUACGAGCACGUGUUCCCGCACUCCUCGAAAAAGUCGAAGCACCACAAAGCAGGCCAGUCCGACAAAGUCGAAGCCGCGCUCUUCCAGCCCGCGGAAACCGGCUCGCAGCCCGAGUCCCCGCCGACGUUGAAGCACGUUCAUGUCGCCCGCGCCGAAGUCAAGUCGGCCUUUGAGGAAUUUGCGGCGCCGUACUCCGGCUAUCUCACGCCACGUCAAGCGGUGAGCGCGAUCGAGCUCUUGACGUCCCCGAUGGAGUGGACCGAAGACGAGCUCGACGAUAUGAUUGUGGCUCUCGACACGGCGGGGAAUGGCCAAAUUCGCCUGCAGCGACUCUGGGAUCUCUUGUCUCACAAAGGCCAGACGACGACCUUUGGUACGGCCAAGCGGUUUGAGAGCGACGACGACGAUGCUGUGCACCCGGGGGCCGUGCGACCGCUUCCGGUGCCAAGUCCCAAGGCACGGCGCGCCAGCCCGCGCAAGUCGCCGCCACCUCGACGUUCGAUGAGUCCCUCCAAGCGCACUAAAGCGCCACUGCGGUCGGACAUGGCCGACAUCGUCCGUCGGCUGCGUCAUGCGAUCACCACGCAUUCGAUCCCUCUGCAUGUCCUUUUCGACGACGCCGACGACGGCAGUGGCCGGCUCUCGUCGCGCCAGCUGUGCGACGUCCUCUGGCCCAUUGCCGACCAGUACACGACAGUCAAGCACGACAAGCUCUUGGCGAUGUUGGAGCUCCUUGAAGCGUCGGAUGGUACUGUGGGCCUCACCGACGUGGCCGAUGUCAUAUUUGAUUGGCCGGGUCUGAAGCAGCACUUGCAGUCGAUUGCAUCAUUCUCUGAGGUGUUGACGCUGUUUCAAGCGCGGGAUCCCGACCACCACGGCCGACUACGCCUUGCCCCGGAUUUUGAACAUGCGUUUUUCAAGAUUUUCCGCACGCAACUGCAAGCGUGGGAGCUCCGCGUCAUGCACGACCGGUUUGGCGUGACGCUCUCGGGCGAGCCCUUUGUCGACUAUGGCGCGCUCGUGACCUAUCUUCUGCCGCGGUCGCCCGUCGAUCUUUUCGAAGACUUGGUCGACAACGUCGUACCCGGCAAGUCCCAGGGCGACCAAGAGAUUUACCGUAGUUUUAAACGCUUUGAUAUGGACGAGAAAGGGUACUUUGACCGAAAAGACGUCAAACGUAUGCUGCAAGAGACGCUGGACGUCGAGCCGUCACCAGACGAGCUGGACGCAGUGUACCGCCAGUUUCUAUCGCCAUCAUCGCCAGAUCAAGUCGUGCGGCUGCAGCGCUUCCGAGCGAUCGCUCACCAACGGCUAUAG